Amoebophrya sp. A25 is the source of this 574-nucleotide messenger RNA. The record is from the annotation of a GenBank genome assembly. Lineage: Eukaryota; Dinophyceae; Syndiniales; Amoebophryaceae.
CUUUUAUUAGGUGGGACGGAAAAUGGUUAUUCGCAGCGAGCGUUUCUUGAACGGAUUCGGUUAGAAGCAGGUCCGAAUACACAGCUGUCUUUACGAAGGCGCGGCCUUAGAUCUACAUGUAUUGACAAGCUUCAUCGUGAGACAAUUGAAAAUGUCGGCACUGCUGAUACAGGAGUGCUUUUUUCACCUCUGCUAAACAGCGACCUCAAAACAGGUGGUGAAACAGCGACGAGCACCGGAUGUGCACCCCCAGAUGCAGCUGUUGAUUUGGAAAACCUUGACCUUCCUGAUUCGCAACUUUUUGCUUUACCAGAAGCAAAAGCUACAAUUGCUGAUAUGCGAUCUUUUCAAGCGAAUUCAAUUUUACGAUCCAGUGUAGACAACGAGGACCUCCUGGCCCUUCUGGGAGUCUCUCCAGCGACACUUCCAAGUGCUGGUAGCACUGAGGGUCGCUUUGAGCCACUCCCACUUUCUUCAGCUGAAGGCAACGCAGGAUUUCCAUCGAGUGUCAAUGAUUUUCUUCAGCCGCGUGGUGCAGCAGGCGCCGCAGCGGGCAACUCACCCACGAAGCCAG